Messenger RNA from Pygocentrus nattereri (red-bellied piranha), 7222 nucleotides. It is a transcript of the gene sgsm1b, whose product is annotated as small G protein signaling modulator 1b. Lineage: Eukaryota; Metazoa; Chordata; Actinopteri; Characiformes; Serrasalmidae. Gene Ontology annotation, biological process: activation of GTPase activity. The record is from RefSeq and is a predicted model, not a curated record. Gene Ontology annotation, molecular function: GTPase activator activity. The coding region runs from base 371 to 4459 and encodes 1362 amino acids. The transcript has 25 exons.
UGGCCUCCGUGUAGCCAAUGGACCCGGGCUGUGAGUGUGGACGAGAGUGGCGUGCGGAGCUCGCAUAAACACGACUCAGCUGCGCAAAUUAGCGCGAUCGGAAGACUGAGGUGUUGCACAGCCUCGGCCUUUGAGGGGCUCUUUGGUAGGUGAGGCUUCGUGAGGGUGAUCCUCCGUGUUUUACCGUCGUCCCGUGCGCUCCUUGUUUUGGCCCCACCCUGGGAAAUGCGCAGCACUGACUCACGGUGACAGUUUCAAGGCUCCUGCCCGUGUGUGUGUGACCGAUCCUGCGUCCAUUUCUAGCACGGAGCUGAGGUGGCGAGAACAUCCAGCGUCGCAUUCAGCACGAAGGCGAUCAGGGGUCGACAAAAUGGGAGAGGCAGAGACCAGACAGAGGUUACUGCGCAGCGUGAAGAAGGAGGUGAAACAAAUUAUGGAGGAGGCCGUAACGCGGAAGUUUGUGCACGAAGACAGCAGCCACAUCAUUUCUUUCUGUGCUGUGGUGGAAGCUUGUGUGUUGCAUGGGCUGAAGAGGCGGGCUGCAGGCUUCCUGCGCAGUAACAAGUUGGCAGCACUCUUCACGAAGGUGGGGAAAAUCUUUACUCCUGCUGAGGACCUCUGCAAGAAAGUGCAGGAGCUGGAACAGAUCAUCGAAAACAACUCCAGACAGAGCCAGUCUCAGAUGAGCCAGGACAGUAUCCGUAAGCAGCCGCGGGCCGCCAACCUCUCCCCCCAGGCCAUCAAACACCUGUGGAUCCGCACAGCACUGACAGAGAAAGUGCUGGACAAAAUUGUUCUAUAUUUGGUGGAAAACAGCAGUAAAUUCUAUGAGAGGGAAGCUUUGCUGAGAGAUCCUGUUGAUGGUCCAAUCCUGGCAUCUCUACUGGUUGGUCCCUGUGCCCUGGAGUACACAAAAGCAAAGACGGCUAACCACUUCUGGACAGAUCCUUCUGCUGAUGAACUGGUGCAGAGGCACCGUAUCCACAGCGGCCACUGCCGCCAGGAUUCUCCCACCAAACGCCCUGCUCUUAUCCAAAAGAGGCAGUCAAGUGGCAGCAUGGAUGAUAGGCCCUCUCUGUGGGCUCGGGACUAUGUGGAGUCUCUCCAUCAGAACUCCAGAGCCACACUGUUGUUUGGCAAGAACAACGUGCUAGUCCAGCCAACAGAUGACAUGGAAGCUAUCCCAGGAUACCUCUCCCUCCACCAGACUGCAGAGCUCAUGACACUGAAGUGGACACCGAACCAGCUAAUGAAUGGCAACAUGGGAGAAUUUGAUUAUGAAAAAAGUGUGUACUGGGAUUAUGCAAUGACCAUCCGUCUAGAGGAAAUUGUCUAUUUACACUGCCAUCAACAAGUUGAUAGUGGUGGCACUGUGGUCUUGGUGAGUCAGGAUGGGAUCCAGAGACCACCUUUCCGCUUCCCAAAAGGAGGCCACCUGCUGCAGUUCCUCACCUGUCUGGAGACAGGUCUCCUUCCACAUGGUCAGCUUGAUCCUCCCUUAUGGUCCCAAAGGGGAAAGGGAAAAGUUUUCCCAAAAUUACGGAAAAGAAGUCCACAUGGCUCCUGCGAGUCCUUUUCUGAUAAGGAUGAUGAUGAGGCGACGGAUUAUGUGUUUCGCAUAAUAUACCCAGGCAGUCAGGAGUUUGUUGGCCCAGAGCUGAUGGACCAGAGCAUGAGCAUGUGGCAGCCCACUCCAAGAAAGUCUUCCUGUUCCUCCUGCUCUCAGAAUGGUUCUUCUGAUGGUGGACUCCCCAAUGGGUGCAACCAUGACAGGGCACCUCUGAAGUUACUUUGCGAGACCAUGAAGUACCAGAUCAUUUCUCGUGCUUUCUAUGGUUGGUUAGCCUACUGCCGUCACCUGUCCACAGUCCGCACACACCUGUCAGCUCUUGUCAACCCCACCAUCAUUGAGCCUGACGUUCCCCAUGAUGCCAGAGUAGGACUCUCUGCAGAAGUAUGGAAGACAUUUCUUCAGGAUAGUUCUGCUUAUGAAGAGGCGGAGCUUCUCCGGCUGGUGUACUAUGGUGGUGUAGAACCUACUUUGCGGAAAGAGGUGUGGCCUUUCCUGCUAGGCCACUACCACUUCACCAUGACUCUCAAAGAGAGAAAGGAGGUGGAUGAACAGGUCCGGGCCUGUUAUGAGCAGACCAUGAGUGAGUGGCUGGGCUGUGAAGCCAUUGUGAGGCAGCGUGAGAAAGAGCAGCAUGCUGCUGCCCUUGCCAAGUGUGCCUCUGGAGCCAGUGUUGACUGUAGCUUACGACAAGACUCCACAAUCAGCUCUGAUUCAUCCCAGAGCAGCAGCUCAGAGAAACAGAGCCAUGCCUGUUCUCAGAGUGACUCCAACAGUAGCACUCAGGUGUUCGGGUCUGUCGAUGAGGUUGACCCAAUUGAAUCUGAACCUAAGCCAAAAGAUGAGAAGCCACAGCCCAAAAUUCCAAACGGCACCCUGCCAAACUGCACCAGUUCUCCAGAUUCUGGACAUCCAUCCUCUCGCAACUUCUCUGUCACGUCCGGACUCUCAGAUUGCUCUCCAAGCACAGAGGAUGCUUCCACGCAAGAGUCUGGAACUAAAAUCCCACCACCAGAGCCAUCAGCUGUGGCCUCUGAGGUUGCUGUGGAACCUCCAGCCAACUCUAGCAUUGACAGCAAGGUCAAAGAAGAAUCUAUGGAGCAGAGCUCACCAGUUGUGAAUGGAAGAAAGGAAGAUCCUGCGGAUUUACACACAGGAGGACUCACGACAGUAGAUAAGAUGAUCAAAGCUCAGGAAGAUCAGAAGUCAGAUGAUUCUGAUGCCAAAGAAGUUAGCGGGACUGACUCAGUGGAAUCUCAGAAGGAGAAGGUGGAUGUAAAUGAAACAUCUGAGACCAGCGUUACUGAAAUAGUAGAAAGCACAUUACCUGAAAUGAAACAGAAUGAGCAUCAUGAAACAGUGGAUACAAAGUCUUCAGACAACAAUAAGCAAGAAAGUCAAUCACCUGAGGCUUCUGCUGAAGAGAAGGCGAUCAGGGCCUCACAGGUGGUGACUGAUGCAAAGGAAACCAUUGAGUCUGAUUUGGAUAAAGCACAGUCAACCCCAGAUUUAAAAGUGCAAGUACCUGCCAAAUGUGAUCAUCCUAGACCACUUACAAAACAGUAUUCCGUGGAUGAACCAAAAGAUACAAGAAAUCCUGAGGAGCCUGAGAAGACGGGAGAACGUGUGACAUCUGAUUUGACAAGUGAACCUUGUAUGGAGUCUUCUGAAAAAGAAACAAAGCCUCCUCAACCUCUCCCUGAAGUACCACACAUGGAAUUGCUAAUGAACAAUCCACCUGACAUUGAGAAGCCAGCUGCACCAUCCUUAAUGACCUGGGACUCUGAUCAGAGUAGAAGCAAGGCAUUAAUCAAACAAAUGACCGACCCUGUACCUGAGAGCUGUUUUUCCAUUAUGUCUUUAUCAAAGCAAUCACCAGACAUGUCAGACGACUCUCCAUCAGCUCUAGAAAUGGAGGAGAUCUCAGCCGCUUUGGUUUAUAUGCCUGCAGAGGACACCCUGGCCAAGGUUCCUGCUAUGAUGGGACCUCCCUUGGCUCUGUCAAUCCCACCAGAAAAGGUUGCAGCGGGUAUGCCUUCUCUGGAACUGUGCAUGGAGGCAGGCCUAAACACUAGUCCAGAAGGUACUGAAUCAGCACUGUCUGAGGAAGAACCAGAGAUGGAGAGUUUAUUCCCCAAACCAGACUCUCUAGCUGUUGGAGGAGAACAUAAAAAUGAUGUUGCAUCUCCAGUUUCCUCCAUUGGGACCACUUAUUCUCAAGAGCUGCUAGACUUGUACACCCUCAAUCUGCACCGUAUUGACAAAGAUGUCCAACGAUGUGACAGGAACUACUGGUACUUCACCACUGCCAACUUGGAGAAACUGCGCAACAUCAUGUGCAGCUACGUUUGGCAGCACCUAGAUAUCGGCUAUGUGCAAGGAAUGUGUGACUUACUUGCACCCCUACUAGUUAUUCUUGAUGAUGAGGCCAUGGCUUUUAGCUGCUUUACAGAACUCAUGAAAAGAAUGAAUCAGAACUUUCCUCAUGGAGGAGCAAUGGACACCCACUUCGCCAACAUGCGCUCCCUUAUUCAAAUUCUUGACUCUGAGCUCUUUGAGCUAAUGCAACAGAAUGGAGACUACACCCACUUUUACUUCUGUUACCGGUGGUUCCUCCUAGACUUUAAGAGAGAAAUGGUGUAUGAUGAUGUGUUCUCCGUAUGGGAGACCAUCUGGGCUGCCCGAACCAUCUCCUCUGGGCACUUUGUGCUCUUCAUUGCCCUGGCUCUGGUUGAGCUGUACAGAGACAUAAUUCUGGAGAACAACAUGGACUUCACUGACAUCAUCAAGUUCUUCAACGAAAUGGCUGAGCGACAUGAUGUCCCAAAACUUGUCGUGAUGGCCCGAGACCUGGUCCACAAAGUCCAGAUCCUUAUAGAGAACAAGUGAUUCAGCGUCUUUCACCAUUCGCUCUCCAUUAUCUAACGAAGAAGACUACUUUUACCCCUUUUCUGCGCAUCAUACAUUCGACCCCAGCUCUUAGAUUGCUUCUUCCUCUUGACCUCCACAGGGCACUGCUGAGAGCAGGUUCUAAGGUUCUAUGCCAGGUAAAAAGCAAGAGUUGGCCAAAAGAAACUGCUGAAGAGCAAUAACGCCCAAUGAAAUUUAAAAUAGAAAAUAGACAUAGUAGAUUACAAUCCUUAGCAAAAGAAAGUCCAGCUGUGUACAAGAUUAUACAAGACUGAAGACCAGAGGUCUUCAAAUCCACACCUUGAAUCCAGUUUCCAUUCCUGGGUUUUAUGAUCACUAGUUGUAGUUGGCCAGUCAGUCACAUCAAGCUUUAUCCAAACUUGAAGGGACCCGACUGCUAACAUCAGGAUCAGAAAUCAUUUUAAAUUUCAUAGUCAGGUUCUCUUAGGUGGUCUCCCACUUUUAACAGAUUUUACCCUGGAUCUUCCCCACUUUAGUUUUUCUCUACUUUCAUUACCACACAGGGCCCAUACCCUGCAGUAUCUUUUCCAUUGACAUCCAUUUAUAACAUUUGUCUGGUUUUAUGUACCAAAAACGAAUGAAUUCUUUUUAACAUGACCGUUUUCCUGACUCUUUUUAUCACUUAAACAGGAUGUUUUGUUACUGUGCCUUUAAAACAUAUACUUGCAAAUGAGCUCUGUUCUGAUUGGCUGCUCUGUCUUGUCUUAUUCAAAAAUCAGUCAAGGCUGAAAGGUUCCUUAUAGUUUCAUUGUGAAUGGGUAGAGCUAAUCUGCAGCAGGCUCAAUAGGUGGAUAUAUUAAGCAUGUUGCUUCUUGAGAGCAAAUGGAUGCACAGGAAAUAAAACGGUGUCAUGUUUGUUAAUUUAGUCAACCAAAAGUCAUUUUUUAUGUGGUAUGUUAGGUAAAGGCUAAUUUAGCUAUAUCAGCACUGCUCACCAUGAAAACACCUCAUUAAUGAACAUUUUUCCAGACUGAAAAUAUUUCAGAUGUUCUUUGAAAAAGCACUGCUUGUUUAGUAAAUUUGAAUUUCAGGCAGAUGAUUAUUUAUUAUAUCUUUCGUUACACCAGCCAAUGCAGGUGUCUGUUAACUGACUUAACAGAAUUGGCGGUUAGUGUUCUCCUCCAAGCAUGUUGAACUGUUCACUGGUUGUUGUUUUUAAAGAUGCAGUGGGGCUACAUGUGCCUCAGAGGAAGCGUGUGCUAGCCUUGACCUUACCAGUGUGGUAGCUCUGUGUGAUAAAGGGAGACCCAGCUAGUGUGCAGAAUUGGUUUUGACUGAAUUGCAUCAAGUUAUCAGGUUUUAUUUGCACUUUAGGUGAGGGACUGGUUUGGAUCAGUUUCAGACAUAACUUGUUUUGGUCUCAGAUCAUCCUUGGACUGGGGUUCAGACAAAAUUUUGUUGGGCUUGUUGUCAAAUGGUAUUGCCAUGGUUCUGUUCAGACUCAGGUAGAAAGUUAUCAGGCUGUUUUCCCGUUCUGAUCAGUAUAGGGUAUAGAGUAUAGCUCCAGUCAGCAGUCCAAUUAACAAGCAUCAUCAUCAUCCUCAUCAUCUUUAACUACUUAGUCUAGCUAGGCUCACAGUAACAGUUGGGAGAGCAGAGAAUCCUUGUCCCCUGCAACUUCCUUUAGCUUGUUCUGAGGGACCCCAAGCCGCUCCCAGGCCAACUUGAAAACAUAAUCCUUCCAGCAGGUCCUAGAACGAUCCCGGGGUCUCGUCCCUUUAGGCCAUGCUUGGUAAACCCCCACUGGGAGGCAUCCAGGGGGCAUCCUGAUCAGAUGUGAGAACCACCUCAACAAGCUCCUCUCAAUGUGGAGGAGUAGCGGUUCUACUCUGAGAUGACUGAGCUCCUCACCCUAGGGUUGAGAGGGUGUAUCAUGUAUAGUGUAUCCCACCACCCUGCGAAGAAAGCUCAUUUGUGACGCCUAUAUUCGUGAUCUCAUUCUUACGGUCAUUACCCACAGCUCAUGACCAUAGGUCAGGGUCGGGAUGUAGACUGACUGGUAAGAUUACAAAAUCCAGGACUGGAAGCUGCUCCAAAUUUGAAGACCACUGCCGUAGACUACAUGCAGUCAAUGGUGACGGAAGCCAAAUUUCCCUCUACCAAUGCAGAUUCUUUGAAAAGCACAAAACAUUGAAAUUGUGGUCUUUUUUAUCAUUUGUACAAAUUAGAAACACAGACAGCUCCCAAAUGUGUCGAGUAUUGCUUGUUCGUCAUGGCAUCAGAAUAUUUGCACGCAAACCUUAGUCUGUGUCAGCACACCGUUCUAUUUUCAGGUAUUACUGAACUUGUAUUAUAAAUGAGAAGACAGUGAUUUUUGUAAUUAUUACUUAAGCUUUCCGCCCCCAGUGACUUUGUCACUCAGUGACAUGUUGAGCUGCUACACAAUUAUGUACCUCACUCAGCGAACCAACCUUACUCGAAAAACAAUCUAUCGGUAAUAUAUCUAUAAACUCGGAGAUGUGUUUAUUUUUUAUCCGUCUUUUUGCCUUAAGUUCCUUUGUUUAGGGACAAGUGCUGUCAAUUUGUUUCUGCUCAGUGAGUGAUUAUACCACGAGGCCGAUAAGUAGGCUAUGUCUCUGCAUCAGAAUGUGGGUUGACUGAAGCCAUUAUAUGUGAGACUUGUUCAUACAUUACUGUAGUCGGCAUAUAUAACAUAUACAGUGGGUUGCAAAAGUAUUCAUACCCCUUGAACUUUUCCAUAUUUUGUCACAUUACAACCAC